AUGAUUAUGGAUCAGCAACAACAGCAACAACAGGCACCACCAUACUACGAUCAACGCAUGUAUUAUCAGCAAGAUAUGGCUGCAUCGCCAUACAACUAUCACAAUCCUAUGUAUGCCCAACAACAGCAACAGCCACAACAACAAGAUCCCUAUUAUCGUUUGCAGCAUCCUCCACAAGGUUUUCAAAAUGCACCCGGUUUUCAAGAAUACAAACAACCACCACCAUUGUAUCAACAGCAAAGUAAUCAAAUGCCUGCACGCAUGCCACAGCCUGAAUUGCAGCGAUAUGAUACAACAUCCAUGAUGGGUGGUUUUGAUUUUAGCCCAGUGUUUCCAUCAACAGCACCACCACCAUCUAGUACAGCUGCUGCUGGGGGAGCUCCAAAUGUGAGUGGUAAUAAUAGCCACUAUUCACCGGCAAGAGCAACAUCGUACAACCGUGAUACCCUUAGCACAUCGCCAUUACUUGACCCAGCUAGCCCAAAUCGAGUACAGCUACGCAUUGAAGGGGAUUUGGAUGCAAUGUGUGAUGGGUGGACCCCCGAUGAAUGGGCACAGCGUCGUCGACUUGUUCAAUUUUGGCGUGAUGAAGAAGGUCAAAUCAUCCGUUGCGGUUUCCAGCCUGUUGCUCAAGAAGCUCAUCGUGGUCAAGUCAAUUCGAUCGAAGGAUUUACUAUUGUUUCAUGCAUCUAUUGGCCCGAGCGCAACGACUAUUUCAUCACAUCCGUUGAUCUCAUUCACUUGCUCGAAGUUGUUAUGCAUAUGCAAUUCACCGUCGAAGAAAAGAACCGCGUAAGACGUAAUCUGGAAGGUUUUCGCCCAUUGACUGUAUCAAAAUCACGUCCAGAAAGUACAGACUUUUUCAAGUUGAUCAUGAAUUUCCCUCAUCCAAAGCCACGAAACAUUGAAAAGGACCUCAAAGUCUUUCCAUGGCGAACAUUGGGUAUGGCCCUCAACAAGAUCGUUGCAAAGUAUCGCAUGGUCCAAAAGUAG
Lichtheimia ornata is the source of this 993-nucleotide messenger RNA. RefSeq lists its product as uncharacterized. Lineage: Eukaryota; Fungi; Mucoromycota; Mucoromycetes; Mucorales; Lichtheimiaceae. Gene Ontology annotation, cellular component: nucleus. The record is from RefSeq and is a predicted model, not a curated record. The coding region runs from base 1 to 993 and encodes 330 amino acids. The transcript has a single exon.